AGAACUCUUGCAUAACUUACAAACUACGGAGUACCUCUCCCUUUUUAUUCGUGAACCAUAAAUUGUGUAAAUUUUUAAAAUCAAAUAUAAAUAAGUAAUUAAUCUGGAGUAUUACCUUUUUCUAGGAUUUGCCUCGUUUUUUCCCUUUCAAAAAAUAUCCCUCCUUUUUUCAUUCCAACCACAAACUUCCACAACCCCAUUAUUAUGAGUAUUAUCUUCUAGUUUCAGUUUCACUCCCCACUUGCUUCUCCCACAAUCCCACCACCAUGAUGACACUCUUCCAUCUCCUCCCUUCCACCACUCUCGUCCUCCUUUUCUUCGCCUCGACAUAUGCAUCCCCCAUUUCCGACCCCACUAUCCUACUCCGUGUCAAACACGGCCAAAUCCUCGACCCCCUAAACCGCCUUGCAAAUUGGGUCAUUAUUCGCGGUCAUUCAAAUAACUCUCAUUGUCAUUGGACCGGCAUUAAAUGUGAUUCCUUAUCCUCCGUUAUCGCCGUCAACCUCGAUAACCUCAACCUCUCCGGUAACUUCCCUUCCGGCUUCUGCCGCAUUCCCACUCUCCGCAACCUUUCUAUCUCCUAUAACGACUUUAACGGUACUAUCCCUUCUCUUUCCCUCUCUCUAUGCUCCCACCUUCACUCUUUUAACCUCUCUAUUAAUGACUUCUCCGGCAACCUCCCGGAUUUCUCGCCGGAGUUUACUUCACUGGUUGCGUUAGACCUUUCUUCCAACUUCUUCUCCGGCAGAAUCCCCCGGAGUUUUCAGCACUUGUCUUCUCUUAGAGUCCUACGUCUCCAAGGUAACAUCCUCGUAGGCCCUGCUUUUCCCGAGUUCUUACUAAAUCUAACCCGGUUGACUCACCUUGAACUUGCUGACAACCCGUUUUAUCCCUCUGAGCUUCCUACCACCACUGGAACCCUCUCGAAGCUUGAGAUUCUAUGGCUCACGAACUCGAAUCUCGUAGGGAGAAUCCCGGUAUCUCUUUGUUUCUUACAGUCACUGCAACUAUUUGACGUUUCCAAUAAUUCUAUCUCCGGAGAGAUUCCGCGUUGUAUCGGUAACUGCACAAGUCUGCGGCAGUUAGAGCUUUACGAGAACCAACUUUCAGGCGAGUUGCCGGAUAAUUUGGGAAAUUUGAAAAGUUUGUACUUAUUUGAUGCAUCGGAGAACAAUCUCACCGGCAUUUUGCCGGAAAAACUUGCCGCAUUACCUCUGGGGUCGCUUAAUCUCAAUGAUAACUUUUUACACGGGGAGAUACCUGCAAUUUUAGCGGAAAAUAAGAAUCUGUAUCAAUUGAAGCUCUUUAACAACAGUUUUUCCGGAAAAUUACCGACGGGAUUGGGAUUGAAUUCAAAAUUGGAGGAAUUCGAUGCAUCAACUAAUAAUUUUUCGGGCGAAUUGCCCCCCAAUCUUUGCUAUGGGAAGCGUCUGUUGCAAAUUAUCGCCUUCAACAACAAAUUUUCGGGUAAUUUUCCGGAAACGUAUGGAAAUUGCAGUUCAUUAGGGUAUGUAAGAAUUGAAAACAAUAAUUUUACCGGCGAAUUGCCUGAAAGUUUCUGGAAUUUACCUGAUCUUUAUUGCGCCGAGCUUACGGAUAAUAAUUUUCAAGGUACUCUGCAUCUUACGGUUUCUGAAUCUCAUAAAUUGACGGAAAUUCACAUUUCCGGCAACAACUUCUCGGGAAAUUUGCCGUCGGAAAUUUGCGAAUUGAAAGGGUUAACGGAGCUCCGUUUGGGCGAGAAUCGUUUUAGCGGCGAGUUGCCGGGUUGCAUUACGGAAUUGAAGGGACUACAGGUUAUUGAAUUGCAGGGCAACAUGUUUACCGGCGAGUUACCGAGGGAUAUGAGGUCAUGGGUUCGAUUGACGCAAUUGAACUUGUCAAGAAAUAGUUUUACCGGCGAGAUUCCGAGUCAACUAGGUGAGUUACCAGUUUUAAAUUACUUAGACUUGUCGGCUAAUUCAUUUUCCGGGGAGAUUCCAGUAGAAUUGACUCAACUCAAUCUGAACCUGUUCAAUCUUUCAAAUAACAAUCUAGAGGGGCAAGUCCCUUCGGGUUUUAACCAUGAUUAUUAUGCUGAUGGCUUGUUGGGUAACCCGAGAUUAUGUAGCUCGAAUCUUAAACCCCUUUCGCCGUGCCCUAAACCCAUACCUAUCUUAUAUUUGGUCUCCUUUUUAUCGGUUUUAGCUUUUGUCCUCUUUUCUUCUAUUUCCUUGCUUUGCAUAACUAAAGUUCAAUCAAAUAUCGAGUUUAAGAAAAACCAUAGGUGCAAAAUAAUUGCUUUCCAACGGGGCGGGUUUAGUGAACAAGAAAUAUUAUCUCAACUCACCGAAGAAAAUGUGAUUGGGUCGGGUGGGUCAGGUCAGGUAUAUCGAGUAACACUCAAGUCAGGUCUUAUCAUAGCGGUUAAGAAGCUGUGGGGUGGUGGUGGUGGUGACAAGAACUCGGAUAUGGGUUCAUUAUUCAAGUCAGAGGUUGAGACUUUAGGGAGUAUACGUCAUGGGAAUAUUGUAAAAUUGUUGUUUAGUUGUGUAGGGGAGGAUAUUAGGGCUUUGGGGUAUGAGUACAUGAAAAAUGGGAGUCUAGGAGAUGUUUUGCAUGGAGAGAAAGGUGGUGUUUUGUUAGAUUGGCCUCGGCGCUAUGCAAUAGCUUACGGUGCAGCUCAAGGGUUAGCUUACUUGCACCAUGAUUGUGUACCGGCUAUCAUUCACCGAGAUGUCAAGUCCAAUAAUAUACUGCUCGAUGACAAGUUCCUGCCACGCGUUGCUGAUUUUGGCCUUGCUAAGCCGGUAAUAAGGUCUAGAGGCACACAAAAUGGCGAGAGCGUUGGGACCAUGUCGCGGAUUGCUGGCUCUUGUGGCUACAUUGCACCGGAAUACGGGUACACGCUCAAAGUGACAGAAAAGAGUGAUGUGUACAGUUUCGGGGUGGUACUGAUGGAGCUAAUAACAGGAAAACAGCCAAAUGAUCCAUCAUUUGGGGAGACAAAGGACAUAGUGAAAUGGAUGACAGAAACAGUGUUAGAAUCUGAUGAGUUAAAACAGCUGAUUGAUCCAAGAAUGAGUCCAACUUCAUGUAACUAUACUGAGAUAAAUAAGCAAGUUCUCAAUUAACUUGAAUCUGCACUCAUCGAGCUCAAAAUUGAAGAUUGAAUUUCCUGAGAAAUGCCUAAAGACAAGGCCAAGAGUUGCGAGUUCAAUCCAAAUUGAUUUCUAGGUACUCCAAUUUCUUCAAACAAAAAGGAUUUGGUAAACUAAAAAUGUGUAAAAGUAAACUAAAUUACUCAAAAAGUAAACUAAAUAACUUGAAAAAUGUUGAAAGAUAGAUGUUGUAACGGUUUGUUAUUGUUGCUCUGAUGCCUGCUCCUGCUCUUUUCUGUUCUGAAUUGUAUUGUUGUUGUUUUUGAGAUGAUUAACAGUCUAUUUUUCUGCA
Molecule: messenger RNA, 3432 nt
Organism: Spinacia oleracea (spinach)
Lineage: Eukaryota; Viridiplantae; Streptophyta; Magnoliopsida; Caryophyllales; Amaranthaceae
Product: LRR receptor-like serine/threonine-protein kinase HSL2
Exons: 4
Coding region: 267-3113 (948 amino acids)
Biological process (GO): protein phosphorylation
Molecular function (GO): ATP binding; protein kinase activity; receptor serine/threonine kinase binding
Source: RefSeq, a predicted model, not a curated record